AUGUCGGAACGAUCAAGGUCCACACCGCUGAUGCGGAUGCUAUUAUCAGGAGAAGUGAGUGGAGAAGCACCAAGAGAUCUCUCGCUACGUGAAAAGAUAGAGAGAUGGAUGGUUAACGAGGGUUCACGGCGCGUUGUGGUUGGGACCUUCAUCUUCGUGCACUGCAUGAUAUUCGCCUUCGGCUUUCUGAAUUACUACCUGAAGGACAACUUGACCGGAGCCCGCGACACAUUCGGCAUCACAUACCCCAUUGCGCGGGCAGCAGCACUCGUCCUGCACUUCGAUAUAGCUUGUAUUCUCUUCCCAGUCUGUCGCACGCUCAUCUCGCUCGCUCGGCAAACACCACUCAAUGGCAUCAUUCCAUUUGACAAGAAUAUCACCUUCCAUAAACUCGUCGGCUACAGUAUCGUCUUCUUCACCUGGGUCCACACCAUUGCGCACUGGAACAACUUCGCGCAAUUGGCUGCAAAGCAGAAGCUCGGCAUUGUUGGCUUCUUGCAAGCCAACUUUGUCACCGGACCAGGAUGGUCUGGGUAUGUGAUGCUGUUUGCUUUGAUGGCCAUGUUCUUCACGGCAAUCGAGAAGCCCCGUCGAGCCAAUUACGAGCGUUUCUGGAAUGUUCACCACCUGUUCGUGAUAUUCUUCGUCUUCUGGAGUGUGCACGGCGCAUUUUGUAUGAUCAAGACCGACUCAGCGCCGUUCUGUUUCGGCACCGGUGUAUUCUGGCAAUACUGGAUGGUUGGUGGUUUUGCAUAUCUUCUGGAAAGAGUGCUGCGUGAGAUCAGAGGCCGGCAUAAGACUUAUGUGUCCAAGGUCGUCCAGCACCCCAGCAACGUCGUGGAGAUACAGAUCAAGAAGGACAAGACCAAGACCCGUGCGGGCCAAUACAUCUUUCUCUGUUGCCCUGAGGUCAGCAUCUGGCAAUAUCACCCUUUCACCCUCACCUCCGCGCCGGAAGAGGACUAUAUCUCUGUGCACGUCCGCAUGGUGGGCAAUUUCACCAAGCGCCUCGGUCAAGUCCUUGGAUGCGAGAACACGACAGGUGAGAAAAAGGAAAGGUCCAGGGUGGUGUCGAUGGCACCUAUUGCAGCAAGGAAGAACGAUCUUAAGCUCACCAAGUUAUUACCACGGAUUUAUGUUGAUGGACCCUUUGGCUCGGCGUCUGAGGAUGUGUUUCAAUUUGAAACGGCUCUGCUGGUCGGUGCUGGUAUCGGUGUCACGCCAUUCGCAUCGAUACUGAAGAGUAUUUGGUACCGGAUGAGUAACGCCAGCGCGAAGAAGACGAGGCUCCGCAAGGUCUACUUCUUCUGGGUGUGCCGUGAUUUUGGAACUCUGGAGUGGUUCAAAUCGCUGCUCCACGCCAUCGAGUCGCAAGAUAAAAGUCACGCCAUCGAAAUACAUGCGUAUCUUACAGCCAAGAUCUCUGCUUCAGAUGCGUCCAACAUUAUCCUCAAUAGCGGCGACACUGAUGCCAUUACCGGCCUGCGUACGGCCACCAACUUCGGCCGACCAAACUGGGAUAUGGUGUUCAGGGCCAUCCGCAAGAUUCACUCUCCAGGUGAAUGCGGCGUCUUCUUCUGCGGGCCAAAGAGCCUGGGCAGCCAAUUACACAUAAAGUGCAAUAUGUACACUGAAGCAGGCAACGGGGGAUAUUCGUUCGUUUGGGGCAAGGAGAACUUCUAA
Messenger RNA from Cyphellophora europaea CBS 101466, 1683 nucleotides. RefSeq lists its product as uncharacterized. NCBI's taxonomy places the organism in Eukaryota, Fungi, Ascomycota, Eurotiomycetes, Chaetothyriales, Cyphellophoraceae. The record is from RefSeq and is a predicted model, not a curated record. Bases 1 to 1683 code for a protein of 560 amino acids. Gene Ontology annotation, cellular component: plasma membrane; NADPH oxidase complex. Gene Ontology annotation, biological process: superoxide anion generation; defense response. The transcript is spliced from 2 exons. Gene Ontology annotation, molecular function: superoxide-generating NAD(P)H oxidase activity.